GCUCCACACCCCGUCAGCUGACCCGCUCCUGCAGCACCAGUGCAGCACCACUGCGGAGCACGGGGAAGCCCAUGGUUCCCUCCCUGGGCUGCAGGGCGCUUCUCCCGCAGCUCUCCCCUCUUGGAAUGCAUAAUUGAUAAUCCCAGCUGGAGAGAUGGACAGUCAACCGAGCAGUUGGAAAGAUAAGGUUGUUGACCUCCUUUACUGGCGAGACAUUAAGAAGACCGGGGUGGUGUUUGGAGCCAGCUUGUUCCUGCUGCUCUCAUUAACAGUCUUCAGCAUCGUGAGCGUCACAGCCUACAUUGCCCUGGCCCUGCUCUCUGUCACCAUCAGCUUUAGGAUAUACAAGGGAGUUAUCCAGGCAAUCCAGAAGUCUGAUGAGGGCCACCCCUUCAGGGCUUACCUGGACUCGGAUGUGGCCGUGUCCGAGGAGCUCAUCCAGAAGUACAGCAACGUCGUGCUGGGCCACGUGAACGGCACCGUCCGGGAGCUGCGGCGCCUCUUCCUCGUCGAUGACCUGGUGGAUUCCCUCAAGUUCGCAGUGUUGAUGUGGGUUUUCACUUAUGUUGGUGCCUUGUUCAAUGGUCUGACAUUACUGAUCCUGGCUUUGAUUUCGCUCUUCAGUGUUCCUGUUAUUUAUGAGAGACAUCAGGCCCAAAUUGACCAUUACCUGGGACUCGUGAACAAGAACGUCAAAGAUGCCAUGGCAAAGAUCCAAGCAAAGAUCCCCGGGUUGAAGCGCAAAACUGAAUAAAAAAAGAAGCCUGAAGCAACUUAUCAAUAGGAAGUUCAUCUUUUAAGGGGGAAAAAUACUCAUUGGAUUUACACGGGGAGGGUCAGGGAAUAGCAAACCCCUUGACAUUGCAGUGCAAUUUCACAGAUCUUUAUUUUUUAGCAACGCAGUGUUUGAGGAAAAAUAACUGUUUUGACUGCCAUGUGUUUCAUCAUCUUAAGUAUUGUAAGCUGCUAUGUAUGGAUCUAAAACUAAUCAUCUUUCCUUAUCCUGUGUGCAGCACUGGCUAAUACAAACGACUGAGACAGCUGUACAUUUGCUUCAUCAGAGGUAGUUCCUGCUGCGUUCCGGAGGUGUAGAGCAGGUGGGGCAGAGGAGAACACUUCCCAGUUUGUGCACUGUGUAUGGUCUGUGUAGAUUGAUGCAGAUUUUCUAAAAUGAGAUGUUUUAGAAGAAUAUACCAGUUUAGCAAGUUUUGAAAAAUCUUGCCUUUUUGGUAUGAGUAUAGCUGUAUUGUGAUUUUAUUGUUUUAUCAAUUGCCAAUAUAUAUAUAUAUGUGUUUCACAAAGCUUAGAUCUUUCAGCUGCUCCACAGUGCUUUGUAUGUCAGAGAACUGACUGAGGCCUGGACGAGCUCCAGAGCACACAAGCUUGAGAAACUAAAAAGUCUCUGUAAACACUGGCAUCUGUUGGAACCAACAAAAGAGAAAAGAACAAAGAACCUCCACCUAGAGUAAAAGAAAAUUACAGCAUACACUUUGUUGCACAAACGUACAGUAGUUGAUCUUGAGCAAAUACUUCUCCAGCUCUCAGACUCUGAUAACUGUGGACCGAGUAUCUAAUGCUGCAAAUGUUGUUUGGAAACUUAAAGCCCUGUCCUGUUAUGCAAGAAAUGAUAAGUGAAAAUUUAUACACUUGCAGUUUGAGCUGUACUGAACUAAGUCUGUGGAAUGCAUUGUGAAAUGUAAAAAAAAAAAAAA
Molecule: messenger RNA, 1712 nt
Organism: Cyanistes caeruleus (blue tit)
Lineage: Eukaryota; Metazoa; Chordata; Aves; Passeriformes; Paridae
Gene: RTN4
Product: reticulon 4
Biological process (GO): neuron differentiation; endoplasmic reticulum tubular network formation; brain development
Cellular component (GO): endoplasmic reticulum membrane; neuron projection; postsynaptic density
Source: RefSeq, a predicted model, not a curated record